UCGUCAUCUCGUACUUCGGUGCCUCGAAUGUAAUAUCUAUUUUAGGGCUCGUCAUGUUCCAGGUGUUGAUAAUAAGAUUGCUGAUGCUCUGUCCCGUUUUCGUUGGCAGGAUUUCAGGUCCUUUCUUCCGGGAGCGGAUUUGGAGGGCAGGGAAUGCCCGUCGUACCUGUGGGACCUGGUGGACAGGAGCUGAUGUCGUUGGUCCGAUCAUCGGUUUCCCCGGCGACUUGGCAGGCGCAUGGUCCUGGGCGUCCGGCCGUAUGGAUUGUUGGCCAUUCGUAUGUUUUCUGGGUGGCUCAGAGAGCUGAUUGCCGACCUGGUGGGAGGUCCCUCGGCUUCCGUGAAGUGGACGUAUCCUGGAGAGGAAUCCGGGGUUUGCGAUGGGCUCAGCUCCUGUCUCAAGUGGUCGAAAUUGGUUCGCAGGCCAGUGGCCCGCUUAUUUUGGUUUUACAUGCAGGGGGGAACGAUAUGGGUUCUGUGCCCCUGGUGGAAUUGUUGACCCUCAUCAGGUCCGAUUUGGAGCGCUUCCCUUCCUUUUUUCGUGAGGUGGUCCUGGUAUGGUCUGAGGUUGUCCCUCGUGUGGUAUGGCAGGGUGGGGAGGCGGUCGAGAGGUGUAGGAGGACGAUUAAUGCCCGUAUUUCCCGUUUUGUCAGGUCCCGGGGUGGUGUGGUGGUCAGACACCGGCAGCUUGAGGGUGAUAACCGUUCAUUAAUGAGGCCCGAUGGGGUGCAUCUGAAUGAUAUAGGUUUGGAUAUUUUCCUUUCAGGUCUUCAGGAUGGGGUGGAACAGGCCAUGUUUUUGUUGGGUGGUGGUCGGAGCCCCGUUUGA
This is a messenger RNA of Bufo bufo (common toad), 828 nucleotides long. RefSeq lists its product as uncharacterized. The record is from RefSeq and is a predicted model, not a curated record. Lineage: Eukaryota; Metazoa; Chordata; Amphibia; Anura; Bufonidae. The transcript is spliced from 2 exons. Bases 154 to 828 code for a protein of 224 amino acids.